This is a messenger RNA of Triplophysa rosa, 5940 nucleotides long. RefSeq names its product laminin, gamma 3 (gene lamc3). Lineage: Eukaryota; Metazoa; Chordata; Actinopteri; Cypriniformes; Nemacheilidae. The record is from RefSeq and is a predicted model, not a curated record. The transcript has 27 exons. The coding region runs from base 410 to 5233 and encodes 1607 amino acids.
UUGUGUCCCAGGCUGAAUAGAGGAUUUGUUAAAAACCAAGUGAAAGACAAAUAAUGCACAGAGGAAUCAACUUGCACAGGAUGAUGGCGGAAUAUUUCUUUUUUUUAUACCUUUCCUGUUUAAUUGAAUGUAUGUGUGCAUGCAUGUAAAUAAUACAUAUUGUGUGUUGUGUGAAACCAGCUGCAUGCAAACUUAUUUUGUAUAAAAUUGUCUCUGUAUUACGCAAAAUGUGUGCUUCUGUAUGUAUUCCAUUAAGAUUGCAAUAUCACACACUUUUAUAUGCAUGCCUUUGAAGUUUCACACUGAACCGCUGAACUUCCUCUAAAGCUUUGCUCUGUAGCAUGUGGGUCUGAUUAUUUCCUAGACGUGCUUUGUUCUUCUGAAGUUUUUUUCUGUUCCUUUGCUCAGAAUGAUGAAUUUCUACGAACUCCACAUCGUGCUUUCGUUUCUUCUUCUGCUUUCUAUCACCUUGUCCUCUGUUCUUGCUGGAAUGGACUCUUGUUAUGAUGAGCAGGGCAACCUGAACCGCUGCCUGCCUAAAUUCGAGAACACAGGCUUUAAUCGUUCCGUGAUUGUUUCAAACGUGUGUGGCAUCCCGCCCGAGGAUUACUGCAUGCAGACGGGCUCCACGCGAUCUUGUCACCAUUGUGACGCCUUCGACUCGAAACUGAACCACAAUGCCACUUACCUGACGGACUUCCACGCAGAUGAAGAGCACACCUGGUGGCAGAGCCAGUCUAUGUUUUAUGGAGUUCAGUAUCCUAAUUCAGUCAAUCUCACUCUGCAUCUUGGCAAGGCCUUCGAGAUCACAUAUGUCCGUUUGAAGUUCUACUCCAGCCGACCGGAGAGCUUUGCCAUUUACAAGCGUACAGAAGAGAAUGCACCAUGGCAACCGUACCAAUACUACAGCGCUUCCUGUCGCAAGACUUAUGAGAGGGACAACAAAGGCUUCAUACGACCAGGAGACAAUGAGAGGACGGCCCUCUGCACAGACGAGUUUAGUGACAUCUCUCCACUAGCUGGUGGAAAUGUGGCCUUCUCCACAUUGGAGGGACGACCCAGUGCCUACAACUUUGACCAGAGUCCUGUGUUACAGGACUGGGUGACAGCUACAGAUAUCCUCAUCUCUCUGGACAGACUGAACACUUUUGGAGACGAGUUCCUCAAAGAUGCCAAAGUGCUGCGCUCAUAUUUUUAUGCCAUAUCUGACUUCUCUGUGGGGGGCAGGUGCAAGUGUAACGGUCACGCCAGCGAGUGUGUAACCAAUGAGGAGGGACGUCUGAUGUGUGCUUGUGAGCACCACACCGCUGGGGUCGACUGUGAGCGUUGCGCACCAUUCUACCAGGACCGCCCGUGGGCACGGGCCACUGCUGAUUCAGCCCACCAAUGCGUGAAGUGUAACUGCAGCGGUCUUGCCGAUGAAUGCGUCUUUGAUGUGGAGCAGUACCGCAGCACUGGCAGUGGGGGGCGCUGUGUCGGCUGCAGGGGAAACACAGCUGGCCCUCACUGUGAGAGAUGCAUAGAGAACUUUUACAGAUCCUCACCACAACAGCCCUGCCAGAACUGCAUCUGUAAUGUUAUGGGUUCUGUGAGUUUGCAGUGUGAUUCAGAGGGAGUAUGUUUGUGCUGGCCAGGUGUGUCUGGUGUGAAAUGUGACAUAUGCAAGUCUGGUUUCCAUUCUCUGGGCCCUGGUGGAUGCAGGUUGUGUGAAUGUGAUGAAAGGGGCAGUGUGGGAGUGUGUUCAGCUGAAGAUGGACGCUGCCACUGCAAGACUAAUGUGGAAGGACAGUCAUGCAACAGGUGCAAACCAGACUCCUUCAACCUUCAGCUGGAGAACCCAGGGGGCUGUAAGAAAUGCUUUUGCUUUGGCCACUCCAUCGCCUGCUCUUCCUCCAAUCAGCACACGGCUGUCAAGAUUACUUCAGACUUUCUAGAAGAUAAAUUUCUGGGGAACAUGUUGCUAAGUUACGGGUGGACCCUUAGCAUGUCAUUUACGGCUGAGCUGGAAGAGCUCCUGCCCAGAAGUGUGACCGUGGUGUUGGAAGGGUCUGUAAUAUCUGUUGCUGCUGAUUUACACUCUCCACAGAAGCCUCGUCGCUCAUUGGACAAGACGGCCAUCAGCACCUUCACUCUCAGGUUGACAGAGAGGGAUGUCCAGCCAUCUGUAUCCCAGUAUGAGUUUCUCCAAAUGCUCUACAAUCUGACUGCUUUACAUAUCAGCAAUGCAGGGGGCCAAAAUUACACCUCUCAACUCUUCAUGGUAACCCUUGAAUCUGCAGUCCAGGUGAAUGAUGUGGUAGGACAUGGUCCACCUGCUCCAUGGGUGGAAAUGUGUUCAUGUCCCACAGGAUUCACAGGACAGUUCUGUGAGCUCUGUGCUCCUGGAUUCACUAGGGAGACCCCUAAUGGUGGACCCUUCUCCUCGUGUGUACCCUGCAACUGCAAUCAACAUGGGACCUGCCAUCCUGAAACAGGUGUAUGUGACUGCACAGAUUUCACCACUGGCCUUUAUUGUGAGCGUUGUCAGGAUGGUUACUAUGGCAACGUUUGGAAUGGCAUCCCGGGCGCUUGCUCACCUUGUCCUUGUCCAGAUCGUACCACCUGCUCCCAGGUGCCAGACACAGGGGACGUGGUUUGUACUAACUGCCCAACGGGCCAGAGAGGUGUUCGGUGUGAACUGUGUGAGGAUGGUUUCUAUGGGAAUCCUCUGGGCUGGGGCGGUGAAGUUCGGCCGUGUGUGAGGUGUGAGUGUAACGGGAACGUGGAUCCCAACGCAGUGGGUGUGUGUGAUCAUAUGACCGGACGCUGUCUGAAGUGUGUGAGACAUACAACUGGAGACCAUUGUGAAAAAUGCAGAGCGGGUUACUAUGGAAACGCUUUGGAUGAUGAGCUCAGACCAGCGCAAAAGUGCAAACCUUGUGCCUGUAAUGUUGCUGGUACCUCAGGCCCUUUGAAUGACUGCCACCCAGACACAGGAAGUUGUGUUUGCCUGAGUCACGUGACAGGAAGGGACUGUGGACAGUGUGAGGUUGGGUACUUCAACUUGCAGCCAAGCUUGGGCUGUGAGAUGUGUAACUGCAAUCCUAUUGGCUCCUCCUCUUCAGCAUGCCGUCCAGUCACAGGCCAGUGCAUUUGUCGGACAGGUGUGGAAGGGAUGUCAUGUGACUCUUGUCGAGCUGGCUUCUUUGGUUUCUCUUCUAGAGGCUGCAGAGCCUGUAAUUGUGACCCCAUGGGCUCGACCUCCAUGCAGUGCCAUGACAACGGGACGUGUUCUUGUCGUCAGGGGUUUGUUGGUUAUAAGUGUGACAAGUGUGAAUGGAACUACUACCAGAACCGCCUGACCCACCAAUGUGAAGAGUGUCCAGUGUGCUACAGUCUAGUCAGAGAUCAGGCCAGUAAACUCAAAGCCAAACUGCAAGAGCUGGAGACACUUCUCGCCAGCUAUGACUGCAACAGAUACAGUCGCCAGCAUCACUGGCGCCAGCCACAUAGACACCAACAUAACAGCCUGGACAAUCACAUACAGAAAGAUCAGGAUGAAGACUUCCUGCCCAAUGCCCUGGAGGACCUUCUUGCUAUUCAAGAUGCUCGCAAGGUCUUUGUUAGGCAGUUCUCACAGCUGGAAACAUCUGCACAGACUUUACAGCUACAGCUGCGCAGCAUCACUGCGGCAUUGAACUGCAACCUCACAGAUGUCGUUGAAGAAUUCGAGAAAAACAAGACUUUGAACAGUGAAGAUGAAUGUCGGGAGCUUGUUGACACGUUAUCGGCUGCUCUGAAUAUGCAGGAGCAGCUUCAGAAGAUGACUAAUGACCUUAACAGCAUGGUCAUUCUGUCUGUCAUCCCAAAAGAGCCAAACAAAUGGAACGCCGCUGUGAAUGAAUCUAAAGUACUAGUUAAAAGUCAUACAGACAUGGCAGCACAUAUAGAACAGAUUGCAGAAGAUGCUUUCCAAAUGUCUAACAGAGCCUAUUCUCAACUCAUCGCUCUGCUAGAAGACAACUCAACAGAGUCUCACAUACAAGAUCUUAAAGUCAAGCUGGAGGAGAUGCAGCAGUUAAAGGAGAAUCUGACUCUAGAGGUUAAUGAGACUCGAGUGAAAAACCUGUCACUUCAGAAGCACAGCUCUAAGAUUGUCGCUCUUUUAAAGAACAUCAACACUUCCAUAUCAGAGCUGCGCAGAACCGAUGUCAAUUUCACCUUUACGACAGAGGACACCAAUAUAACAUUCAUCUCACAAACACUUAAUGAAACAAAUGUCGCAACAACCCAGGAUCCAAAACUCAUUCAGACUGAGGCCCUGAUGAACAUAACAGCAGAGUUGGACAUUACGGUUCAGUCCACAGAGCAUCUGGUUAACAAGACUACAGAGGAAAUUCAUCCUCUAGUGGAUAGUGCUGAAAAACACCUGAAAACUGUUCAAGAGCUCAAGCAGCUGACAAGUGUGGCUGAAAGAUUUAAGGUGUCAGCCAUCUCCUCUGUGGUGACAGGGAAAGAGAUUGAGGCGGAGAUCCUGUCUCUGCAAAAUGAUCUAGAAGACAUUGAGCGGGACUGGCCUCGACUUUCCACCCUCAACAAAGAGUUUCUAAAGAAAGAGAAGGUGCUUAAGGAGAAGAUCCUGGUGGACGUGAAGAAAAAAGUCAAGCAAGGAGAAAGAAUGAUCAAAACUGCUGUGGAGAACGCUAUGGCCGCUAACAGCACAGCUAAAAGCACUGAAGAGUCUGCAGAUGUAUUGGCUAAAGCUGCCAAAGCGUCCUUCACACAGGGAAAGCGGACAAAACAGGCAUCUGCACAGUUGAGCUCAGUGCUGGAUGUGACAUUGGAGCAGCUGACCGAGCUGGAAGGCCAAGCUGCAGAGAAGCAGGAAGUCAUGCUGGUCGAGGAGGACAUGCUUUCCUCAGAGAGUGUCAUGAGCAAUAUGGAGACGGCAAGAAGUCAGCUGGAGUCAUUUACAGAAAUUUUAUCCGAGCUCCUUAAAAACCUGGACGAAAAAUUUGCACUACAGAACUUUGACCACAUCUUAAAUGCAACAGCAGCCCGUCUUCAUGUUCUCAAAGCUGCUGUGGAGAGCCCGGCACUCACAGGAAAGAUCCAGGAACUUCACAGUGCUGCGCACAGUCAAGAGAAACAGCUGCAAAGUCUUGAAGAAAACCUGCAGGAGAUUCGAGAAGAAAGAAACAGUCUGGCCGACAUCGCCCAGAACUUGCCCAAAUGCCCUCGAAGCGGGAAUUGAGCUCAUGAGAGGACAGAUAGGAAGCCAAAGUAGAGACUAUUUAUUUCUAUGAAGAAUCUCUCAGAUAUUGAGUCUUUCAGAAAGACAUUGACAUGAUUUAAGGGAAAGAGUCAGUAAUCCCCAUUUGAUGUCCUCAUUUAACUCUGUCUGGUCUGUAAUGGUUGCAAAUUGAAAAUAUAAGUGACAUUAAAUUGUCAAUAAUUUACUUAAUAACUGUUCAAUUGAUGUUAAGAUUGAGUGGGUUAAUACUGAUUUAUUUUUCACCCUUGGAUUCACUGUAGCACACUGUAGCAUAAUGUCCGUGUUUCUAGAUAACCAAAAGUAUUCUUGAAUACUGAUGAUCUGCAGUUUUUGGGGAAUAAUAUUUUGAGGCGUGCUUGUGCAGUAUUUUUACAGAGCUUCAGCAACUAAUGGGAGAAAAAUAUAGUCCCCCUUUUAGCCACGUGGGGGUGCAGUUUACACAAAUGAAUCUUGCUUGUGCACAAUAUCCUUAAACUGAAUAUUUGGUUUAUAUCCGUAAAUCAAGACCAAAUAAACAAUGUGUUAUCAUUUUAUUAAUUUUGUUAAAGUUGAUCAUACAUCGUUUGCAUUAGCACGUGUUUACAUGUGUGCCUUUUGACGUACAAUAGCCUAUUUAGUAUCUCAUAUUAAAUAUUUAUUGUGUGCUUAUUAUCCAUCUGUUCAUUAAAGCAUGUUGUGUUAGCUGC